AGUCACGUUGAGUGACUCAAAGCAGCCGAAGUUUCGGUUUUAAGAAAAGGAAAGCUUGAAACGUCUCUGUUUUAUACUGCGCGACCUGGAUUUUGUGGUUGAUUAUACUUGCUGUGAAUGAUUGAAGCCCAGCAGCCCACUGCAUUAGAAUAGUUAUAUUUCUAACACGAUCAUCAGUUACGAACGGUCCUUGGUGACAUCAUGAGUGUUGUGAAGUCCAGUCUGUCAGUAGAACAGGAGAAGAAGCUGCUGUCUCUGUUCGGUAAUGUCAGACUCCACCUGCUCUACAAAGCCAGCGUCCAUGGCUACAUGAAUGCAGCCUUCCACAGCCGCUGUGAUGGCCAGGGACCCACCGUACUUGUGGCCUACAACAAGGCUGGGUUUGUUUUCGGAGGUUACAUCAGUAAGGACUACGCCCAGACUAACCAGGCCAUCAACGAUGAUAAGGCCUUUCUCUACAGCAUCACUGACCAGAGAGAAAAGCCACUGCGUGUGUCCAGUACCAAUGGCCAGUAUGGUUUCACGAAUGGAGCCUAUGGUCUUAAUGUUGGUGUCUUGUGGUUCCUUAAUAAUAACACCGCCACAGUUCAAAUUGUUGCAGGGAACAGCUACACCUUUGAAGGGGAAGAGAUGCAUGGCAAUGACCUGCAGCUGACAGAGUGUGAGGUGUACAGAGUGGAAGACUGUGGAGACCUUCUGGAGACUCCUUGGAGGAAAAUUGACUGGGAAGGAUAUAGCACCAAGGAUCGCCUGAUGGACUAUAUCAAGAACUAUAAGCCUGAGGUAAAGUCUGUGGUCCAGGCCAGAGUUCUGCUGGUGGGUCCGGUCGGGGCUGGCAAGUCCAGCUUCUUCAACUCCAUCAACUCUGUCUUCAAAGGACAUGUUACCGGGCAGGCUAACACCGGCAGCGCAGGCACCAGCCUCACCACACAGUUCCGUACCUACAGCAUCAAGGCAGAGCAGGGUGGGAAGGCUCUCCCUCUGGUCCUGUGUGACACCAUGGGCCUGGAGGAAGGACCCAGCGCAGGGCUGGAUAUAGACGACAUCAACAGUAUCCUGAAGGGCCACGUACAAGACAGGUACCAGUUCAACCCGUCCAUGUCUGUCCAGACGGAUGGUGUCGGGUUCUGUAAGUCGCCCAGCCUGAAGGACACGAUCCACUGUGUGGUCUACGUACUGGACGCCUGCAAGGUCACUCUGCUCUCUGCCAAGAUGGUGGACAAGCUCGCCGCCAUCCGCAAGGGGAUCAACAAGCUGGGUGUUCCCCAGCUGGUCCUGCUUACCAAGGUGGAUGAGGCCUGUCCUCUAGUGAGAGAUGACCUGACCAACAUCUACCUCAGCCACUACAUAGAGAGGAUGACCCGCGAGGUGAGUGUGUGUCUGGGUGUGUCCCAGUCCUGUGUCCUGCCAGUGAAGAACUACAGUCGUGCGCUUGAGCUGGACAUCCACACAGACAUCCUCCUGCUCACUGUCGUGGUCCAGAUGCUUCGCUACUCUAACAACUACUUUGAUGACAUCUAUCAGGCUAGGGGACCAGAAAUAUGAGUGGCUAGGGUAUUAGGUGUGAUACUGAUCUGAAGUCAGUCUGGGAUUUUACCUUCUAAUAGUUAAGGAUAGGAUUCUGGGGAAUACACUGAUCUCAGAUGUGUUUAAAUGGCCACUUUUAGUUAUCGCUUUAUAAACCUUUUUAUCUUAAUUUUCCGAGGCUAUUCCAUUCUGACUUUGCCCAGUUACAAUUUAAACAGAGUAUAUCAAACAUUAGGAACAUCUUCCUAAUAUUGAUGUUCUUUAGGUGGUGGACACACACGGGAAACUGUUGAACUUGAAAAACCCAACAGCAUUUCAG
Salvelinus namaycush (lake trout) is the source of this 1846-nucleotide messenger RNA. Its product is annotated as interferon-induced protein 44-like. Lineage: Eukaryota; Metazoa; Chordata; Actinopteri; Salmoniformes; Salmonidae. The record is from RefSeq and is a predicted model, not a curated record. The transcript is spliced from 9 exons. Bases 202 to 1545 code for a protein of 447 amino acids.